Tupaia belangeri chinensis (Chinese tree shrew) is the source of this 1275-nucleotide messenger RNA. RefSeq names its product apolipoprotein F. Bases 154 to 918 code for a protein of 254 amino acids. NCBI's taxonomy places the organism in Eukaryota, Metazoa, Chordata, Mammalia, Scandentia, Tupaiidae. The transcript has 2 exons. Gene Ontology annotation, biological process: cholesterol metabolic process. The record is from RefSeq and is a predicted model, not a curated record.
CAAGGAACAAACUUUUGGGCUAGGGUAAACAGAAGAGAUUUAAAAGGCAGCCAUUCAGAUCAGGGAAACGCUGAGGAAAAGGACGCGUUUGGACCACCUCAUUCUUCCUGGCUUGUUUCCUUCUGCACAGCAGGACUGUUCUGCCGUCUCACCAUGAUCCAGGUGGUGCUAUUCCUCUGCUGCGUGUUGCUGUCCCCGGGAGCUGCCUUUCCAAGAAAUGCCCAGAAUGAGGCCCUGAAUGUCCAGCCAUCUGUCACAGAGACUGGGCCUCUGCCUAACGUGCUCUCCAACCAGAUCUCUCUCUCAGGUCCCACGAACUGCCAGGAUCUCUUGCACAGGAUCCUCUCCUUUGCCCCUCUGCCUGACUACCUGUCCAACUUAGUUCUGAUGGUGGCUCUGGAGGAGGCUGACUGCCCAACCGUGCUUGAAGCUCUGCAGCUUCAGCUCACUAAGAUGGGAGGAAAGGAUACCACUGAUAUCCUUAGUGGUGAAAAUCAAAGGCCCAAAGAGGAGAAGGGGAUUGGCAAUACCAAGAUCACUCUGAUGGAUCUGGGGAGAUCCCUAGGGGAGCUCAGGCGGGUCCAGCGCUCAGCUACCCUUCCUGAGGCAUGUUCCUAUCAAUAUGGGUGGGUGCUCCAUGACACAGCAAAGCUGAUUGCUGAAUUUGCUGAGAAGCUACCUUCCUCUGAGUUGACAACAGAGUUCAAGAAUGCUGCCAUCAAUGUCACCCAGCUGUGCACGGAAGACUCUUGGGAUCAUCUGACUGCAAUAGGCCAUCAGCUGAUAGCAAGCCCCCAUAUCAGGGACCACGACUUAUCUACACAGGAUAAGACGUACUUUAUCCAGAAUAUCAUAGCCAUUCUGUUACGCCUUUUAAUACAGGUGUUAAAGAAAGUUUUUGACACUUACUUUGGCUAGGGAAAACCUCUUAGGCAUAUCUCCUUUCUCAGCUGUUUCUGGUAGGCCUCUACAGAGACUGGGCAGAGGAGAUAGCCAGGCAUGCCAGCGAGAGACAGAGGCUCUUCACUUAAGACCAGCAUGACUGGAAUCAGCUCUGCCCCUCUCUUUGUAGGUCCUAGCCUCUCUUUCUUCUCCCAAUUUCUGUUUCAUUCAGUUGUCAGAGACUGUAGACUUUCAAUGUACUAGGCAAGAGGUUAUUGCAAUGUUUCCCCAUUCACCCUUCGUGUACUUUCUAAUUCCCCAACUGAUGCUGUAGCUUGUUUGUAUUACUUUUUCAGCUGGAAAGAGAAAUAAAAAGCUAUUUCAAUAGCACAA